This is a messenger RNA of Xylaria bambusicola, 2610 nucleotides long. Its product is annotated as P-loop containing nucleoside triphosphate hydrolase protein. The record is from RefSeq and is a predicted model, not a curated record. Gene Ontology annotation, molecular function: GTP binding; translation elongation factor activity; GTPase activity. Gene Ontology annotation, biological process: translational elongation. The transcript is spliced from 4 exons. Lineage: Eukaryota; Fungi; Ascomycota; Sordariomycetes; Xylariales; Xylariaceae. Bases 289 to 2232 code for a protein of 647 amino acids.
GAUACCUAUGCCGUCACAGUCAUGAUCUGUCGAUGUUGACUAGUUAUCUCCUUCCUUAGACCUUACCUAGACCUACAUACCUGCCUAGCUAGCUACCUGGGUAGCUCAGAAUCAGCUAUCAUCCCCGACUUACUCAUAAGAUCCUUCAAGGUCUUUGAUGUUGCCUGAAGUGUGACUCUUGUUGUACAUACAUCUGAAUCAAAGUGACUCAUUGACAUCAACUUAUAUUAUACCGGCCCAAAUGAUCCCUCGCAUACACCCUCUACUUGCGACCGCCACCCAGUAAACAUGACAGGAAAAGGAGCUUCUAAACAGCUGCCGCAUGAGCGUAGGAAAGGCGAAGCCGCACUGAGCGACUUCGCCGAGUUCGUCGAGAAACAGCAAGCCCUGCGAUAUCCUGGCGCAAAGCCCGCCAGCUCUACCCAGCCAACAACCGAAUACCAUGAAGAAUUAGACAUACUCGAUUCUCUUAAUUUCAACGAAUCAGAACCCCAAAUUCCCUUGCGACAGCUGCUUCUACCCUCAGCCGAGGAUGCCGAAAAAAACGAGGCCAAGCUUGUUGAGCACAUCGGUGAGCGACUAGCGGAGGGCCAUGGUGAAGCUAUGUUCGACGUAGGCUUCGAAGACAACGGUGAAUCAAUGCGACUCACCCGCGAUGAAUGGGAUGUGGCCUUGACCCGCUUGAAAGAUGCCGCCAAGAAGCAUAACGCCGAUUGCAACGUCCUGCUCACAAAGAACGUUGGAGGUGACAUGGAGGCUGAGUCAACAGCGGGCAGUAACGAUAGCAAGGACAAGGUCAGGGACUGCACUGGAAAAAUAUUAGUGCGCCAGGCCCCUGCUACUGUCGAAGGAGUCAUUGAGACUCGCAUUGCUGUGGUUGGAAACGUCGACGCUGGCAAAAGUUCCAUGUUGGGUGUUCUAGUCAAGGGUGAUCUCGACGAUGGCCGUGGAAAGGCUCGUGUCAACCUCUUUCGCCACAAGCACGAAAUUGAGACUGGUCGGACUAGCUCAGUGGGAAUGGAGAUCAUGGGCUUCGAUACAGUCGGGAAUGUCAUCACCUCCGACACUCCUGGUAGAAAACUAUCGUGGGAGGAAAUUGGCAAGCGAAGUGCUAAAGUUAUUACUUUCACCGAUCUUGCCGGCCACGAGCGUUACCUAAGAACCACCGUCUUCGGGUUAUUAUCCAGCAGCCCCAACUAUUGCCUGCUUAUGGUAGCAGCCAAUAACGGGCUCAUUGGUAUGAGCAAAGAACACCUCGGCAUUGCCUUGGCGCUCAAUGUACCGAUCAUGGUGGUAGUCACCAAAAUUGACAUAUGUCCACCAAACAUUCUAGAGCAGACUAUUCAACAGAUCACCAAAAUCCUCAAAUCCCCCGGGGCUAAGAAAAUGCCCAUCUUCAUUAACAACCGGGAGGAGUGCAUUAAUACCGCUACCCAGUUCGUGAGCCAGAGGAUUUGCCCUAUUUUCCAGGUAUCCAAUGUUACAGGAAAGAACUUGGACCUUGUACGGACGUUUCUGAACAUCUUGCCUCACCAUGGGCGUUACGAUUCGGAAGCACCAUUUGAGUUCCAUAUUAACGAUACUUUCUCUGUUCCGUUCGUUGGUACUGUUGUUAGUGGUAUUGUCAAGUCCGGUGUUAUUCAUGCAGGGGACAAUGUCCUCAUUGGUCCCGAUUCACUAGGACAAUUCGUGCAAACUAGCAUUCGAUCAAUCGAGCGGAAACGAAUUGGUGUCCCGGCAGCCUCCGCCGGGCAGUCGGCGAGCUUUGCCCUUAAGAAGAUACGGCGGAAAGAUGUCAGGAAAGGCAUGGUAGUCCUACCAAAAGUCGAGGGUCAACCAGCUCCAAAAGUAUACCGAGAAUUCAUUGCUGAAGUUCUUAUUCUGUCACACGCGACCACUAUCAAGACAAAAUAUCAGGCGAUGCUACAUGUUGGGCCAGUUCAACAAACGUGUGCUAUCAUCGACGUGGACCGCCCAUUUAUUCGAACUGGUGACCGUGCGACGGUGGCAUUUCGCUUUGUCCAGCGCCCAGAGUAUCUUGCCCCCGGGGAUCGGCUGUUGUUCCGUGAAGGCCGAACGAAAGGCCUGGGAAUUGUAAAAUCCGUUGGAUAUGACCCGAAGAACCCAUUGGGGCCAAGACCAGCGGACGAUACCUCCAACGCGCCGGAGGAGUCUAAACCAUCCGCCGAUCAGGGCCUGCAAGCACCCCCGGGUGUGAGAGUUGGGGCCUGAAUUGCAUCAACCUAUUGCUAGCUGCUCGUUUGGCCGAUAACCAAUCCGCCACAGCCAAGGCAAGGCGAGGUAAGGGACAGCCUAUCACCACACGCCAGCUUGCUCGUGUAAUCGAACUUUAGUCCAUUACCUAUUACGUGUAUACGGCAUUCAUUGAAUUAUAGUAGGGCUGAAUGGAGUUUAAAAGGAGUUAGGCGUCACAUGAGAUCGAAACCACGACGUUAGACGCUCAGAGGAAUGAUUACAUGACAGCAUAACCGUCGCUAGGUAGUAUAUUUACCUUGUACCUUGCUUCCAUUGCUUACAUAGAAUACGCCGUAUAUACGGCAUAUUUAUAUAAAUUAUAGACAUGUGCAUGACCUUUUCCCUUGGCCUACA